Molecule: messenger RNA, 762 nt
Organism: Penicillium pulvis
Lineage: Eukaryota; Fungi; Ascomycota; Eurotiomycetes; Eurotiales; Aspergillaceae
Product: SDR family NAD(P)-dependent oxidoreductase
Exons: 3
Coding region: 1-762 (253 amino acids)
Molecular function (GO): oxidoreductase activity
Source: RefSeq, a predicted model, not a curated record
AUGUCUUACGCUGAUCUCAAGGACAAAGUCUUCUUCAUCACGGGCGCUGCCUCUGGGCAAGGUCGUGCAACCUCCCUCGCCCUCGCUCGUCAAGGUGCAAAGCUUGGCCUGCUGGACCUGAACGACCCCCAAGAAGUCAUCACCGAGAUUGAAAAGAUUGGCAGUCAGGCCAUUGGAUUUAAAGUCAACGUGACCGACUCUGCAGGAAUUGAAGCCGCCGUUAAAGCGACGAAAGAGAAGUUUGGAAAGAUCGACGGUGCAGCCAAUCUGGCUGGAUGGAUCGGAACUCAGGGGUUCAAAGGAAGAGGAUACGCAUUGGAUGUUAUCAAGGACGAGGAAUGGGAUUUGAUGAUGGCGAUCAAUCUCAAUGGUAUUCGGAACAGCUUAUCAUCAGAGCUGAGGCAUAUUAGCGACAAUGGUAGCAUUGUGAACGUCGCUAGUAUUGCUGGACAGCGGGGAUCUCCAUGGAAUGCUCCGUACGGGGCCGCUAAAUGGGGUGUGAUUUCCUUGACCAAGUCAGCUGCACAGGAGGCUGGGUCAAGAAACGUCCGGGUUAACGCAGUAGCUCCUGGCGUUGUUGAUACACCUCUUGCUACUGCUCUUGGUGACGCCGACGUGGUUUUCCAGAGAAUGGUCUCAAAGAGUGCACUUCAACGACUUGCUCAACCAGAGGAAAUCGCUAGUUGCAUCUUAUUCUUGCUAAGUGAAUCAUCUAGCUUCGUCUCAGGAAGUGUCCUCAAUGCAGAUGGUGGCUUCCAGUAG